AUGUGUUCUGAUACCAAUCCACUAGCAGACUUAGCAGCCGCCACGAAAGCUGGAACAAGCCCAAUCAUGAAUCUCUCUGAGUUAGCUAUGUUGGCAUCAGGAAUUAGGGCCUUGCUGAGCAGGAGUCUCAUGUCCUGGUUAAGCCUCAGUUCCCAACGUCGGGUCGUACGGCUCUCUGCCACUGUAAUUGGCGUGCUUUUUGUUCUUUUCCUCUUACAUGUAACAGUUACAAGGACGCGGUUUCAAUAUUCUCCGCUGCCAUCUUCCACAUCUGGCCCUCACCGAAAUGAUUCCGAUACAAAGGGCCAUCUCCCAAACGCAGAACAGGCGCCUACUCUGCCCGCUGAGUAUUCGGCGGUGGCCGAGGUGCCAUCCUACUGCGCAGAUCGAUUCGGUAUCACAUAUCUGGAGAAGCUGCGCGACUCGAGAACCGAGUACUGCACUCCAAACUCGCCUUCAGGCUUGACCUGCUUCCACAGUCAAACAGAGUCGGGCUCCCGAAUCGACACGUUCUGCUUCGGGCGCGGAGCUGUAUACGAUCCCGCUCAGCGACUUUUUAUUAUGGACUGUCAACUGCGAGAUUUGGAUGGCGAGAACGUACCCACUUUCGGAAAAUUUCACAAUUAUUGUUUCAAAUCACACGAUCCUGGUUCAGCGAGAAGGGCGCGGAAUGUCUGGCAUUCUCUCAUGGAGAUCUUUUCCAUGACCAUGACCAUCGAUGUUCUGCGCAUGACUGCGGGCCCCAACCCGCACAGGCCGCUUUUCAGUAUUGACGACAUCGAAAACGCACAGGUCGUCAUCCUGGACGAGGUCGAAGAUGGGCCCUACUUUGACCUGUGGAAGAUUUUCGCUCAGCGGCCACCACUCCGAAUCAGCGAUCUGCGUCCGACCAACGAGUUCGAGAACCUGAUCGUGCCCCUGGCGGGCGGAUCGAACCCCCUCUGGCAGGGUGAUUGGGAGAUCCAUUCAUGCGAAGACUCUGCACUGAUCCGUACCUUUUCCAGACGGGUCCUCUCUCACUUCCAUGUGGAACUUCGCCGACCCCGACAGGGCCCGCAGAUCGUGUUGACUUUUAUCGACCGGACGGGAAGCCGAAAGCUGAUCAAUCAGGAGGACUACUUCAAAACAGUCAAAGAGCAAUUUCCCCAUAUAACCGUCCAGAUGAUUGACUUUGCCAGCAUUCCAUUCCAGGAGCAGCUGAGGAUUGCCCAGGGAUCGGACAUAUUGGUGGGCGUGCACGGCGCCGGUCUCACGCACGGUAUCUUUCUUCCAUCCGGCUCUGUGAUGGUCGAGAUUCUCCCGCCGGGUUUGAAUCACAAGGGCUUUCGCAACCUUGCUUCGCUACUUGGACAUUUGUAUUUCAGCGCUCACGCAACGAAGCCGGCUAAAACUUUGAAGCGCGACGACUGGCAUAACAGUGACGUUUAUCUCGAGCAUGACAAGUUCAUGGAUUUAAUGAAUGUUGCCAUCAAGGCUUUGUAUAACAGAGGAGAGCGGAACUACGACGUGAUCUGA
This is a messenger RNA of Aspergillus novofumigatus IBT 16806, 1515 nucleotides long. Its product is annotated as DUF563 domain protein. Bases 1 to 1515 code for a protein of 504 amino acids. The transcript has 3 exons. Gene Ontology annotation, molecular function: protein N-acetylglucosaminyltransferase activity. The record is from RefSeq and is a predicted model, not a curated record. Gene Ontology annotation, cellular component: endoplasmic reticulum lumen. NCBI's taxonomy places the organism in Eukaryota, Fungi, Ascomycota, Eurotiomycetes, Eurotiales, Aspergillaceae.